AUGGUAGAUGUGCGGUACGGAUGGUCACAAAUGACAAGCACCCGUCGCUGUCGGAGAAAGGACCAGGAUAUGGAGGUGGACAGCAAAACGAAGUUGAAAGAUAAGAGGAACUGUCAGAUCGUGAUCAGCUGUUACGAGGAAGUGAAACGUAAGCGACUCUUCAACUUCAGUCCUGGAGAAUACGACCCGAACACCCUGUCCCCUCGCGUGUGCACCACCCUGUGUGGAACGUUCACCAUGAUGUACGCAGCGACGGGCGCCCGAUUCUGCUUCUGCUCACACACCCUACCGGACACCUCCCAAAAGAGAACCCCGGACAAGUGCAGCACCCCGUGUCCCGGGGACCCGGAGACGCGAUGCGGAGGCCCUGAUAACCACGUCUCCGUGUACGACUCGUCCAAGCCGAUUGUAUCCAUCAGUCUGUGGGUGAUGCCGGCCAACUCCGUGGUGAGGUCAGGCGACGAGGUGACGUUCCACUACGUGGGCAAGGCCAGCGUCAAACUCGUGUACCAGCUCGAUUACGGCGAGGGUGCGGGUUUCUCCUCCCCCAACGCCACGGACGUGGACCGCCAUCGUUAUCGUCUACCGGGACGAUACAGAGUCCGAGUGCAGGCCAAAGACCAGGACAAGUGGGUCAUGCCCAAGGAAGCUGUGUGGGAGGUGCGCGUCAUCGAAGACAUUGACGACGUCACACUAGAGUGCCAGAACGGAUUUGCGACAUUCCAGGAGGGGGAGUGUCAUCUAACUAUCUACCGAGGAAGCGACCUCAUGGUAGCCGACACAGUCGAUAACUGGAGGCAAGAGAGACAUAUCGUAGAUCCCAUAGUGUAUUAUGCAGGACAGAACAUUCCCUCUAACGUGUCGCCGGCUACACCCGUGAAAGAUCAAACUGACGGCUCUGUGUUUAUCUUGUCUGACUCCGAGUUUAUCCAUGAUGGGAAGGUUUUAGGAUGGGAAAUGCACGUGAAGCAACCGGGGAAGAUUAAAUUGGCGAUUUUGAAACCAAACUGCAAUAAUUACUGCCACCUGAAAAACCUGUGCACGGACAAGUGUCAUUACAAAUGUGUGAGCACGGCGUUUGGAGUCAGCGUGCUCUGUUCACACAGUCGGUCCUGUAGCAUGAUGUGUUCCCGAACUCGUUACGGCAUGCUUGACGGCAGAUACGUCGUACGACAGACAGUGGUGGUUGAUGCAACGUCCACAGGUAGCACGUAUCUGAAGACCGACAGUCCCAUUCAAGUGUUUGCAGGAGACAUCCUCGCGUUGGUAUACAGCGACACUGGCGGCACAAUCUCACUACAGAAGGAACAGGAGAAGUCACCUGACGCCCUGACUAACGAGCUGACUUCGGGCAUCACAGCUGGGUCAGUGGUUAACAUGGACAAAGCCGAGGAGCUGGGCGGUAAGAGACAUCUGAUUCGCGCCGCCGUUGCCAAUCCUACCAAGGUCCGGCUCACCUACACGUUCAAGGACGCGGGCCACAAGGUGGUGACAGUGAACGUCAGUAGCCCAGUAGGAGCCAGGUCGAAAGUCGUGUCAAAGAGGAUUCUGGUGGUAGAGGGAAUCAACGAAACACGCAUUAGUAGCAAGAGGUUCGCAGCGACCGGGGAACAGGCAGUGUUCACCAUUCUUCCCCAUACAGAUAACGGUGAUUACUAUGGUAACAAUAAUUUAGAUGAUCAGUGUGAUUAUGAUGGUGGUGGUGAUAGUGAUGAGAUGGUGGGUUGUGGUGAUGUUGAUGACGGUGAUGAUUAUGUUGAUGAUUAUGAUGCUGAUAAUGCUGCUGCUGAUGAUGUUGAUGAUGUCGGUACAUCAGUGAAAUACAACUGGGAGUACGGUGAUGGUAUUAUCCAGAACGAGACAGAGUUAUCAGAGAUCAGUCACAGCUAUAAAACUAAAGGAAACUAUACUGUUCGCGUGACAUCCUGGAACAUCAAAAGCGACAAGACGAACACGACUCAAAUCAUCGUGCAGGAUCGACUGAAAGGUCUGACGAUUGCGGUGAAGACGAAAUCAGUCAUUGCUGGCAACGCAACCAUAAUCAACAUGAAGUUGGAAGAAGGCUCAGAUCACUUCUGCUUGUGGAAUUUCGGCGACGGCACUAAGAACAGAACGUCAGAAGUGGAUUCUCCUGUAGGUUCCACAGACCUGAGUCACGUGUUUAAGGAACGAGGGGUCUAUACCAUUAACGUGACCUGCCUGAACAGUGUCGGCAUAGUCACUGCCAGUGUCUCUCUAGAAGCUGUGGAGUAUAUAUCUGGGCUGCGACUCGAGAAAACCGGCGCAGAGAAGAACCAACCUUUCAAGAUAGUCUGGUUACUGACCAGCGGCACAAACGUAAAAUUCAAUCUACAGUUCAGUGGCGGCAAUCUGCCCGUGGCGAAGGCAGACAUCGAGAAUAGACGCUGGGAGACUUCCCUCCAGAAAGCUCUUCCGCUGGGCGUGUACGACCUGAAGCUGACGGCGUCCAAUGAACUGAACUCUGCGCAGAUCGAGACCGAGUUCACGGUGCUGGUCGCAAUAACCGGUGUCAACGUCACGGCCACGACGCUGAGGAUCCUCCUCCACGGGUCGGUGACCUUCACGCUUGACAUGUUUGAAGGGUCAAAUGUGGAGGUCGUGUGGGACUAUGAUGACGGUAAGAACGACACGUUCAGUCUGGGAGCUAACGACUGGAGAGGUCACGGCCCCGAGACGAGAAGACACGUGUUUGCGCUGGCCAAGAGACACAACGUGACGGUGACCGUACAGAACUACGCCAAAAGGAUCGUCAAAAGAUUUGUCGUGGUCGCCAUUCAGAAGGUCGACAACGUCACCAUGCACGCACCGGCGUUUGCGAUGUUCGUACCGCCUGGAAACGUCAACUACACCUUCACGACGCCCGAUCUUCAGCAUCCAAACGAGGCCACAGUAGACUUCCGUUUCGGAGAUCCUACCGACAAACGCAAUCACAGCCUUCCUCUAAAGAUGGAUAAACCGUAUAGGUAUGGGUACAGACACCGCACGGGUUACAACAUGACGGCAGUGAUAUGGAACGACUUCAGUCGAAAGUCUUUCUCCCAUUAUGUGAUGGUGAUCGAGCCCAUCCAGAGGAUGAGGGUCAAGACAAACCCUCCCAGCGCCAUCAUCAGGGAGCCUCUCAAGGUGAAGGUCAUCAUGUACCGAGGUCCAUCCGCACCGGACUGUUCGCUCACGAUCGACUUCGGUGACGGGUCACCCGUCAGGAUCAUUCCACGGAAAGGUCAAGGUCAGGACGGAGAAGACAUGGUGAAUGUCACGUAUAAUGACCUUUCCAGUCGAGUGAUUACCGUGACGGCUCGGACCCCAGUGGAAAACGUCACUGUCACGUACAAGGUGGAUGUGGAACGGAAAGUCUUCGACAUGAUCCAAAUUAAGAGCAACCAUCCAGUGAAACACGGAGAUCCUGUUGAAUUCUAUAUAACAUAUCCCAACAAACCUCUUCCGACGAAUGCCUUUAUCGUCUUUGAUUAUGGUGAUGGGAGUCCACCCAAGCGGACGCCAUUUGAUUUCCCCGAGGGACCGGGCGGAACAAAAACUUACAAAUACAGGCCGAAAUCACCUGGACAUUGGUCAAUGAAAAUUAAGAUAUUCAACAACGCAUCGUCUGUGGAAAGAACGUUAGAAGUGGGGAGUUACGAACAGUUCGAGAACCUUGACUUCACCCCAACCUAUACGGCCUCCCUGCCUGUGGACGGUCCUCUAAGGGAUGGCCUGGAAGGAAAGAACUUCAAGUUCCCCAGAGACCGCGACUUAAUCCUUAACAUGACAAUGGCAAAAGGAACGCCGCUUGUGUUUGACUUGGAGGCCACUGGACCAGGUGACACAGUGAAGUGUCAUGACACAAAGAAUCCCUUGAGGUGUUCCUUUAAUGUACCUGGUGCAAAGGCUGGAGAGUACAACGUGCGGGUGCGAGCCCAGAAUGACCUGUAUAACGACACAACCGAGAAGAAGAUCACGUUCCUGGACAGCGUGUACAAGCUGAGUCUGCUCGACCUGACCCCUAAGACCCAGGCCGAGGACGUGAAGACGCUGGAGGUCAGCUUCAACAUGACGGGCACCGAGUCCUGCCUCUACAUCGACUUCGACGACGGCCGUACCCAGGCCACAUACGCCUCCACCCAGGGUCACUGCUCCGUGUCGCGCUUCGAGGACGCCCAGUACAUGGGGCCCUUAGAGCAGAGUUUCCGCGUCAACUACACGUACGUAGAGAGCAACUACUACGAGGUGAAGGCGCUGGCCGUAAACGCCAUCUCCAACGACAGCACCUCCGUGUCCUUCUCCAUCAGCGAGAUGGACUGCAGCAAGCCCAGGGUCCGCAUCCACAAGCGCUCCAUCUACUUCUACGCGCCCACCAUCUUCAGGAGAGGCUCCAUCAUCACCAUGAACGCCAAGACCAACAUCUCGUGCGCGGUCACCUUCGACAACAGCAAGCACUGGGAGAUGGAGAUCAUAGACCCAAACUGGGGGAUAACUGUGGGCAAGGUGGAUUUCAAGAAGCUGGGCAUCAAGACCAACCUGGCUGAGAUCAUCAUUCCACCGAGGACGCUGAAGUACGGCAUCUACAAGGCGGUGUACAGUGUGGAGAUGGCGACGAAAACAGACGAGGGGGUGCGCUUCCCCUCCUCCAGCUUCUCCUUCCUCAAAGUGAUUAAGAGCGACCUCGUGGGAAUGGUUGAGAAGGGCGGGGUGAGCGAGAUCACCAGGAGCUAUGGUCAGACGGUUGUUCUCAAUCCAGGAAAAUACUCCUAUGAUCCAGACCUGGAGCCAGGAGAGAAUCAGAAGUUCACGAGUUUCGUCUGGGUCUGCAGGGAUCUGCUGGAGCCCGCCCUGCAGUGUCCCAACAUCCUGCCGCAGUUCUCCGCCGCCUCCAUCACCUUCAGCACCACCCUCAUGAAGGAGACGGGCAAAUACGAGAUCAGCGUCACCAUUUACAAGGGCAGCCGCCACGCCAUCGCCAAACUCAUCCUGCACAUCGUUCCCGCACCCGCGUCAGGAGCUAUUCCGUCAGUUACAAUAGAAUGUUCAGGCAGUACUAAAUGUGUCCAGCUGACUGAAGGGAAGUUGGUGUCUGCGACUGCGCGACUCGGUCUGAAAUGCGUUUGCACGGACUGUAACAGUACAGAACACUUGGACUAUCAGUGGACCGGCGCGUCCUAUGAUUACUCGUGGCCAUGGAAACCGUUCAUAGACGAGGACUUUAAGAAAUAUUCUCAUGGCCUGACAGGGAAUCAGAUAUCAGCCAACAGUAAGAUCUACACCAUAGAGAGUGACGUCCAACAGUACCGCUUUGGUUGUAAGAUCACGCGGCGGGGCGACACCCAGGGCGGGCAGGCCUACGUCAAGGUGACGCUCAACAGCCCACCCGUUCCCGGCUCUUGCACCGUCUCCCCGCUGAACGGCACCGCGUCGUGGGGCCACGACUCCAACUUCUGCAUCUCGUGCUCCAAGUGGAUUGAUGACAAUCUGAUCGUCGAAUACAAAUUCUACACAAAGAAGACGUUUCAGGUGUACCCUAUCUCUACCAGUGAGAUUAUUAAUGACGGGAGGCUAGACACUGUCCAGGUGUACCCUAUCUCUAGUUGUGACUUGGGUUAUAGUCAGAGACAGUCUCAGGGUGUACCCUAUCUCUACCAUGAGAUUCGCCAGAGGACGGUGCACGAUCUGAAGGAGACGAAUACCAAGCUGGAUCUGCUCAUCGCUGAGGGAGACCAGAAAACAAUCACCGAGAAACUCACUGAACUCGGCUCGAUGCUCAACUUCGACCAUCAGCAGAGUACGCUAGAAUAUUCUGGCCUAUCAACUGCUGCCAACGAAGAGUUCUCUUUGUUUGGGAUUGAUGGAAAAAGCACGUUUGGGGACUACUCGAAGUCGAAGACUGGAAAUAAUUCUGAACUUCUGAAGAAAGCCAGCAUUGAAAGAGACAACCGAGCCAAGCUUCGAACUAAGGCGGUGAAGGGCUGUGCCGGUGUUGCCACGGCAGACGUUGCCGCCAUAGAGCAAGUGAGCACGUGUCUCUCCACCAACAGCCUGUCAGCCAGCGAAUGUUCAAGAGAAUGUCAGGUAGAACUCUAA
Messenger RNA from Gigantopelta aegis, 6093 nucleotides. RefSeq lists its product as uncharacterized. The record is from RefSeq and is a predicted model, not a curated record. The transcript has 23 exons. Bases 1 to 6093 code for a protein of 2030 amino acids. NCBI's taxonomy places the organism in Eukaryota, Metazoa, Mollusca, Gastropoda, Neomphalida, Peltospiridae.